Messenger RNA from Toxorhynchites rutilus septentrionalis, 1395 nucleotides. RefSeq lists its product as uncharacterized. NCBI's taxonomy places the organism in Eukaryota, Metazoa, Arthropoda, Insecta, Diptera, Culicidae. The transcript has a single exon. Gene Ontology annotation, biological process: DNA integration. Bases 1 to 1395 code for a protein of 464 amino acids. The record is from RefSeq and is a predicted model, not a curated record. Gene Ontology annotation, molecular function: nucleic acid binding.
AUGUUCCAUGAAGUGUUCGAUGUGAGCGCUGUUUCAGGUUGGACGAAAUUGGUACGGGUGACCGCAACGGUGGUACGAUUCAUCUUUAACUGUCGCCGUAAAAUAGCCGGCGAGCCAAUCGUGACUUCGCAGGCUACGGAGCAUCAUCGUCCGCUAAUCAGAGCAAAACAACCAGCAAUUCAGCAACCCCUUCAACAAGAAGAACUUCGGAAUGCGGAAACCAUUCUCUGGAAGCAGUCGCAAUUCGCUAGUUUUCCGGAGGAGAUGAGCAUCCUCACAGCGAAUCUCGAGCUAGAAACGGGACAACCACCGAAGAGAAUCGAGUGGUCCAGCGUUUUGUACAAACGUUCUCCAAUUCUGGACGCGGAAAGUGUGCUGCGAGUACGAGGAAGAAUGGAGACCAAUGAAACGAUCCCGUUCGACAAGAAAUUCCCGAUCAUCCUAUCGGGGAGACACGAGAUAACCCAAAAACUGAUCCUGCAUUACCACGAGAAGUUCGGGCAUGCUUACAGGGAGACCGUGUUCAACGAACUUCGUCAGAAGUUUUGGAUCCAGAACGCACGUACAGCGAUUCGACGAGCAACCGAGACUUGCGUGUGGUGCAAGGUAAAUCGAUGUGUUCCGGCUGUUCCCAUGAUGGGACCGUUACCCGUCCAUCGUACCACUCUUCACCUACGGCCUUUCAGUGCGGUAGGAGUCGACUAUCUAGGACCAGUUGAGGUAAUCAUAGGUCGCAGAACGGAGAAAAGAUGGGUGGUGGUCUUCACAUGUAUGGCUGUGAGGGCCGUGCAUUUGGACGUGGUUUACAGUCUGAGCACGGAGUCCUGCCUGAUGGCCAUCAAACGGUUCUCGAGCAAGCGAGGCAUUCCCGACCACAUCUUUUCCGACAACGCCACGUGUUUCCAUGGAGCGAACACCGUAAUGAAGAAGGAAAUUGAGAAGAUACAUAAAGAGUGUGCGGAAAGAGUCACUUCGUCCACCACAGCGUGGCAUUCCAACCCUCCCAGUACACCUCACAUGGGCGGUGUCUGGGAGCGAAUGGUACGGUCGGCCAAAGAGGCUCUGCGGGUCCUGGACGACGGGCGGAAGCUGACCGACGAGAUUCUCAUCACGGCUUUGGCAGAAGCUGAGGAUAUGAUUAAUACCCGACCAUUAACUUACAUUCCACAGGAGUCCGCUGAUGAAGAAGCUAUAUCACCGAAUCACUUCAUAAGAGGAACGGUGACCAAGGAAGAUGCAGUUUUGGACAACCCAGAUCAAUAUUAUAAAACCCUGCGCAACAUGCAUCACCGGUCGCAGUGCCUGGCCAGCAAGUUUUGGGAACGGUGGUCGCAGGAGUACUUGCUUACUCUCAAUCAUCGCCCGAAUCCGGCAAGCGGAUGUAAGGACGGCUGA